Messenger RNA from Rotaria sp. Silwood1, 423 nucleotides. The record is from the annotation of a GenBank genome assembly. Lineage: Eukaryota; Metazoa; Rotifera; Eurotatoria; Philodinida; Philodinidae.
AUGCUUAUUUAUAUCAAACAACUAAAUAGUCCAGGGGCAACUGAAAUUCAAUUAGAUGUUUCUCCAGCUGAUACUAUUCAAGAAAUAAAAUCUCGUCUUUCGAAACAAUUAAAUAUUUCAAUAAAUCAACAAAAAUUAGUUCUCAAAGGUAAACCAUUACAUGAUGGAUGCUUAAGUGAUUAUCAAAUAACUGAUGGUACAAAAUUACAUUUACUUAUUUCAACACAAAAUUCGACAAAUAAACCGACAAAUAAUGUCUUGGUAAAUGAACUACGUUUAUUCGCGUCAAAAUGGAUUCAAAAUCCAAAUGAACGUGAUGCAUUUAUAAUCGCUUUUCAAAAUGAAAUGAAAGGUGUAGUUGAUCGAUUAAGUUUGGAUGAUAUUGAAAAAUUAUGUGCUGAUCGAUUAAAUCCAACUGUCUGA